AUGGCAUUUUACGAGUCUGAAGCAAAUCUUGAUGAUAUUCCCACUCUGGAUCUCUCUCGCUGUGGAGACCAGAAAUGUUUACAGACAAUAAAAGAAGCUUGCCAAGAACUGGGCUGCUUUCGGAUUGUAAACCAUGGAAUUGCACCAGACCUUCUCCUCAAAGCAGACCAGGCAUGCCGGGAAGUUUUCAAGCUUCCCACAGAAACAAAAAGAAAAAACGUGUCUUCUAAUCCUUUAGCGGGUUACUUGGGCGGUAUAUCUAAGAUCCCCUUUUACGAAAGCGAGGGCAUAAUCCUCGCAGAGCUUUCUCAUUCCGAGACCCUCAGAGACUUCUCUCGUCUCAUGUGGCCUCAUGGGAAUCAAAACUUCUGCGAAACUAUGCAAGAAUACACAAGUAAGAUGGUGGUACUGUUGAACGAAGUUCACAAAAUAAUUCUUGCGAGCUUUGGGGUGAGUGAGUACUUUGCCACUCACUUCGACCAUGGAAAGGCGAUCUUCCUUAUGAAUUUGUAUGAUGUAACGUCUGAACUUCUGGACGAAUCGAUUGGGCUUUCGCCUCAUACGGAUCUGAAUAGCCUUACCAUUCUGCAUGAAGAUGAGUGUGGCGGCUUCCAGAUUUGGAACAAGGCAGGCAAUUGGGUUGAUGUGAAAUCCAUCUCUAACUCCUUUGUGGCUGUGAUGGGUGACUGCUUUCAGGUUCCAUGGAUACAUCUCUUAAAUAUUAAACCAUUUUGUUCUAUAGAUUUUGGAUUAAAAAAGAGUAGAGAUAUUUUGCCUGUUCUGUUAAGAAUCCAAGAUUGCGGGGUAUCCAUUCUUCUGAAUUCACCUUUUAGAUGUUGGAGCUUUACACUCUAUUAG
This is a messenger RNA of Cryptomeria japonica (Japanese cedar), 858 nucleotides long. Its product is annotated as probable 2-oxoglutarate-dependent dioxygenase AOP1.2. Lineage: Eukaryota; Viridiplantae; Streptophyta; Pinopsida; Cupressales; Cupressaceae. Gene Ontology annotation, molecular function: dioxygenase activity. The transcript has 2 exons. Bases 1 to 858 code for a protein of 285 amino acids. The record is from RefSeq and is a predicted model, not a curated record.